Trichoderma atroviride IMI 206040 is the source of this 1524-nucleotide messenger RNA. RefSeq lists its product as uncharacterized. Gene Ontology annotation, cellular component: cytoplasm. Gene Ontology annotation, molecular function: carboxy-lyase activity. Lineage: Eukaryota; Fungi; Ascomycota; Sordariomycetes; Hypocreales; Hypocreaceae. Gene Ontology annotation, biological process: ferulate metabolic process; cinnamic acid catabolic process. The record is from RefSeq and is a predicted model, not a curated record.
AUGGCUUCUACCCCAGAUAGAGACCCUGAGCCUCCGCACUUGAGCUUCCGCUCCUUUGUGGACUCCCUCCGCGAAGACAACGACUUGGUCGAAGUCAACGACCCCGUCGAUCCAAACCUCGAGGCCGCAGCCAUUACCCGUCUCGUAUGCGAGACCAACGACAAGGCACCGCUCUUCAACAACGUCCUCGGGGCCAAGAAUGGCUUCUUUCGCAUCCUCGGCGCUCCUGCUGCGCUGCGCCAGUCCAAAACUCAACGCUUUGGGCGUAUCGCGCGGCAUCUGGCCAUGCCCCCUGACUCCAGCCCAGCCGCCAUCAUGGAGAAGCUGCUCUCGGUUGACUCGCAAAAUCUAGUCGACCCUGUAGUGGUCGAGUCGGGCCCAGUCAAGGAGAACAGCAUCGAGGGCAGUGACAUCGAUUUGAAUGCCAUCCCAGCGCCCAUGGUACACGAGACUGACGGUGGCAAGUAUAUUGGCACGUUUGGUGUCAAUAUCCUCGCCUCGCCCGACGGCAAAUGGGUCAACUGGUCCAUUAAUCGGACCAUGGUCGUGGGGAAGAAUACCAUGACUGGGGCCUGCUAUCCGCCGCAACACAACUGGCAGAUUGUCAACAAGUGGCGGGAGAUUGGGCAAGAUGCGCCCUGGGCGUUUGUCCUUGGAGUGCCCCCUGCAGCUGCCAUGGUCGCUGCUAUGCCAAUCCCAGACGGUAUUAGUGAAGCUGCCUAUGUUGGUGCCUUGAGCGGAGAGCCCUUGAAGCUUGUCAAGUGUGACACAAACGACCUCUACGUCCCAGCCAAUGCGGAAAUCGUGUUUGAGGGCACCAUCUCAAUCACCGAACAGGUUCCCGAGGGUCCGUACAGCGAAAUGCACGGAGUCAACUUUCCCGGAGACUCCAAGAUGAUGCCCUUGUUCAAGGUCAACAAGAUCACCUACCGUAACAACGCCAUUCUUCCCUUGUCAGCCACGGGCAGAUUAACCGACGAAACCCAAUCCAUAGGAGGCCUACUGACAGCCGCUGAGAUCCUCAAGCUCUGUCGGGCUUCUGACUUGCCGAUUCUACAAGCCAGUUCGCCUCUCAUCUCUCAGUGUACCUGGGUCGCGCUUCAGGUUGAUGGAGCUCGACUCCGGGCCAUGAAGACCACUCCCAAAGAGUUGGCUGAGCUUGUCGCCAACGUGGUCUUCAAUUCCAAGGCAGGUGUACCUUUCCAUCGCAUCCUUCUGGUCGGUGAAGAUAUCGACGUCCACGACGAUGCAGACAUCAUGUGGGCAUUCUCCACAAGAUGCCGGCCUGGAUUGGACGAGUAUCCUUAUGAAGAUGUCAAGGGCUUCGCACUCAUCCCGUACAUGGGCCAUGGGAACGGCAAUCCCAUCAAAGGAGGCAAGCUGGUCUGUGAUGCGCUAUUUCCCGUUGAAUAUACCACAGGCAGAAACUGGGUCAACACCAGCUUUCGUGAAGGGUAUCCCAAGUCCCUUCAAGACACGAUUUUGGCCAGCUGGGAGAAGAGAGGGUUCAGUAAGCUGGAUUAG